Molecule: messenger RNA, 1665 nt
Organism: Hyaloscypha bicolor E
Lineage: Eukaryota; Fungi; Ascomycota; Leotiomycetes; Helotiales; Hyaloscyphaceae
Product: MFS general substrate transporter
Exons: 8
Coding region: 1-1665 (554 amino acids)
Biological process (GO): transmembrane transport
Molecular function (GO): transmembrane transporter activity
Source: RefSeq, a predicted model, not a curated record
AUGAAAAAAGAUGAUAAAGCCGCCUCCCCGCAUCCUAGCCCUCCAAAUUUCGAUUCAACUCCUGAAACCCAGCUUAAUGGAAAGGAAACCUCCCUAGACGACCCUACAAAUACUCCCAUCGACGAGGAACAUGAAUAUGUCACCGGAUACAAACUCUUCGUGGUGAUCGGUGCAAGUACUGUGGCUGGGUUUCUCAUGUUUCUGGACACAUCAAUUGUUGCGACAGCUAUUCCUAGAAUCACCAGCGACUUCCAUUCCCUCAGGGACAUUGGCUGGUAUGGAACUGCCUACCAAUUGGCCAGUUGUGCAUUACAACCAUUGACAGGGAAAUUCUACAACCAGUUUAACACAAGGUACACCUUUAUAUUCUUCAUGGUUCUGUUUGAACUGGGCUCCCUACUUUGCGGUGCAGCUAGUUCAUCGAAGAUGUUGAUCCUAGGUCGAGCCGUUGCUGGAAUGGGCGGAUCAGGCAUGAUGAACGGCGGAUUGAUGAUUCUUCGUGCUUGUGUUCCUAACGAGAAAGUUGCUGCUUACCUCGGCGUUAUGUUAGGCAUUUGCCAGAUGGGUGUUGUAAUGGGACCACUAGUUGGAGGCGCUUUGACUCAGUAUGUCAGCUGGAGAUGGUGCUUUUACAUUAACCUACCAUUAGGUGGACUAGUGGUUUUUGUCCUCUUCUUAAUUACCAUCCCCGACCGUCGUCCCAAGAGCGAAAUCAAAACCGGCAUAUGGACCAUUCUCCGCUCCUUCGACAUUCCGGGCUUUGCAAUAUUCGCGGCAACAACAGUCAUAUGCCUCCUCGCCCUCGAAUGGGGCGGCACAACAUACAAAUGGACCAGCGCCAAUAUCCUAGGACUAUUCUGCGGAUCUGCAGGUGCACUUGUAGCGUUCGUGCUGUGGGAAUACCGGCAGGGAGACGCAGCUAUGAUCCCACUUUCGGUGCUCGGGCAACGAAUUAUCUGGUCUAGCUGCCUCACAUACUUCUUCCUCUGCGCAAACAUGAUGGCCAUCAGCUUCUACAUGGCCAUCUACUUCCAAGCCGUGCGCGGCAGAACGCCGACGAUGAGUGGCGUGAAUAUCCUGCCUUCCAUUCUUAGCAAUAUGUUCUUUGCCGUGUUCUCUGGCCUCCUAGUCGGUCGCUGGGGCUACUACCUCCCCUGGGUGAUCGCCAGCGGGGCCAUAAACUCUAUCGCCACUGGCCUCCUCGCAACCCUAUCUCCAAACUCCUCAACUUUCCAAUGGAUCUUCUACCAAAUCAUCGCGGGUAUCGGUCGAGGAUGCGGUUUCCAAAUGCCUCUCGUCGCAGUACAAAACCACCUCCCCCCCUCAACUGUCUCCGUCGGCGUCGCCGCCGUCGUAUUCUCGCAAGCCUUUGGCCCAGCAAUAUUCCUCGCGUUCGCACAGACCGUCUUCUCUACCUCCUUAAUUAAGAACUUGCACACUCUUGCACCAUUAGUUGAUCCGGAGCAGAUUUUCCAGGCUGGAGCUAGCGGGUACCGGGAUGUUGUUCCCGCCGUGGAUCUGGCGGGUGUGGUGUUGAGUUAUAGUAAGGCGAUUGAUGAUGUGUUUUUCCUUGCCCUCGGGGCUGCGGCUGCGGCGUUUUUUGUUUGUUGGGGUAUGGGGUGGAGAAGUGUUAAAGGUACUAUGAAGGCUGUGCCGGAGGUGUGA